AUGGGAGAAGUCGAAAAGAAGCAACCAUUGUGGUACCUUCCGCACCACCCUGUCUUCGAUUGUGCUGCCAAUUGUGCCGGGAUUGCCCUAAAUGACCGUCGACUGCAAGGCCCAGACCUGACUACUCCACUGAUUGAGGUGUUGUGCAGAUUUCGUCUGGGGUCAAUUGCAGUAGCAGCUGAUAUCGAGGAGAUGUUCAUGCAGGUCAAAGUCCCCAAGGGGCAAAGGGGUGCUCUACGGUUGUGGUGGUGGCCGGAUGGAGACCUAGACGGACCUGCCCAGGAGUAUCAGAUGACGGUGCACCCGUUUGACGCGAUAUUCUCUCCCUUCUGUGCAAACUUCGCGUUAAAAACGACCGUGAAUCGAUUUGCUCAGCAUUUCGAAACCCCGGUGGGCUCCUGUGUUGAACAUAAUUUUUAUGUGGACGACUUCUUGGGAUCCUUUGAGAGCAUCGAGGAAGCAGUUCGACACAUUAGGGAUCUAUCCAAGUUACUGCUCAUGGGAGGGUUCAAGGUGACCAAGUGGAUGUCCAACAGCGUUCAUGCAAUCGAUUGCGUCCCAGUUGAUGAGCGGGCGCCGAGUCUCCGUGAAUUGCAGGGGAAUCCAUAA
Messenger RNA from Echinostoma caproni, 609 nucleotides. NCBI's taxonomy places the organism in Eukaryota, Metazoa, Platyhelminthes, Trematoda, Plagiorchiida, Echinostomatidae. The record is from the annotation of a GenBank genome assembly.